CGGGUUCAUUUGCCCUGAAAAUCGCUGGCAGUUCUUCCUGUCUGUGGCACAACGACGGUUUUCAGCCACCGAGACAGGGAGUUUUUAAAAGUUCCCAAUGGAAGCGCGCUGCCAAAUACGGUCACACGCCCCCUCCUCACCUGCCGCCUCAGGACUCUGCAGAGGAUUGCGAGGAAGGCUGGGAUCGGAUGUUCCCCGCCUGUGGUCUGUGGGUGCCGGACGCCCAGCCGUCACCCCUGCUUCCCCUGACGCCCCGUUACCCGCCUUGUCACCACACAGCCACCUCUCGGGAGGGAUGGAUGCCAGAGACAAGCAAGUGCUCCGCUCACUGCGUCUGGAGCUGGGUGCGGAGGUACUGGUGGAUGGACUGGUUCUUCAGUACCUUUACCAGGAAGGAGUUUUGACAGAAAACCACCUUCAAGAAAUCAAAGCUCAGACCACAGGCCUCCGCAAGACCAUGCUGCUGCUGGACAUCCUGCCUUCCAGGGGCCCCAGAGCAUUUGAUACCUUCCUAGAUUCCCUCCAGGAGUUUCCCUGGGUGAGAGAGAAGCUGGAGAAGGCAAGAGAUGAAGCCACAGCUGAGCUGCCUACAGGUGACUGGAUGGCUGGCAUCCCCUCACACAUCCUCAACAGCUCCCCGUCAGAUCGGCAGAUUAACCAGCUGGCCCAGAAGCUGGGCCCGGAGUGGGAGCCCGUGGUGCUGUCCCUGGGCCUGUCCCAGACCGACAUCUACCGCUGCAAGGCCAACCAUCCCCACAACGUGCAGUCUCAGGUGGUGGAGGCCUUCGUCCGCUGGCGCCAGCGCUACGGGAAGCAGGCCACCUUCCUCAGCCUACGCCAGGGCCUCCAGGCCGUGGAGGCAGACCCCUCGCUGCUCCAGCACAUGCUGGAGUGACCCACCCCUGCCACUUGCGGGGCCGUGGGUCCCCACAUCACAGAGGCUGAACCGGACUUGACUCGCCUGUGGCUUUGCUCCUUUCAGGGACGGAAGGAGAACACAUGGAUUCUACUCAAGAUUACACACAUCUUCCACACUGGCUCAACAAUCCGUUGGCUUUAAUUGCUUGAAGACUGCAUUGUUGUGCCUGCAGUUUUGAACUGCGUGAUUGCCUUUUAACAGAAGUCCAGAAAAAAAAAAGUGCUAUCACAGUGAUGCAGGUAUCCAGCGCACAAAGCAUCCAUUCUGAUGUUGCCUGGAAACUGGACUGUGGGCUUAGCACUUCAUAAUGAUGAUGAUAAUAAUAAAAAGUCAAUUGUG
Molecule: messenger RNA, 1258 nt
Organism: Psammomys obesus (fat sand rat)
Lineage: Eukaryota; Metazoa; Chordata; Mammalia; Rodentia; Muridae
Gene: Cradd
Product: CASP2 and RIPK1 domain containing adaptor with death domain
Exons: 3
Coding region: 98-895 (265 amino acids)
Biological process (GO): signal transduction; regulation of apoptotic process
Molecular function (GO): protease binding; death domain binding
Source: RefSeq, a predicted model, not a curated record